Molecule: messenger RNA, 1720 nt
Organism: Haplochromis burtoni (Burton's mouthbrooder)
Lineage: Eukaryota; Metazoa; Chordata; Actinopteri; Cichliformes; Cichlidae
Product: asialoglycoprotein receptor 1-like
Exons: 8
Coding region: 65-955 (296 amino acids)
Source: RefSeq, a predicted model, not a curated record
GUUUUAACACAGUGCUAUUUUUUGGUGCACAAGUUAUGAGAAGCUCAACAGAAAGACUUCAGCAAUGGCAGAGCAGAAGUUUAACAACACACCAGUCAAUCUAAAACCUAAAAAGCGAUGCCAGUCAGAAGUUAAAACGAAGGAAAACAGCAUGUUUGAAGAAAUGAACAUGAAAAAUAAAGAAACUAAACAAACUUCUGACACAAAUGGUUACCCUUUAAGUCUUUCAGUACGAAGGCAGGAAGAAAAUUUAUAUGAAGAAAUGAACGUGAAAAACAAAGGAACUGAACAACCAUCUGACACAAAUGAUAAGCAGUGUGCAUGUAUAAAAUUUUGUACAUCAGUAACCAUUUGCUGGGGUAUUCUGUUACUGAUCAUGGCCCUUCACAUCUAUUUUACCACAUUGUUAAUUCAUAAGAACAAAGACUUAUUGAGGAGUCAACUCAACUGGACAAACACCUCCACUGCCUUUGAAACACAGAUCAGAGACCUCAUUGCAGAAAACCAGAACCUAACAGAACAAAUAAAACUCAUGAAGAUGGAGCUCAAUCUUGGUCCAGAAAAGGCAUGCAAAGCUUGUCAGGAGGGCUGGCUUACCUUUGAGUCAAACUGCUAUGCAAUUAAUGAUGCUGAACCUCAUGAGCAGAAAACCUGGAAAGAAGCUCGAGAAAACUGCAAAGGAAAGAUUUCUGAAUUGGCUGUUGUAAUUAAUGCCGCAGAAAAGAAAUAUAUCAGUGACAAAAGCUGGAAGAGUUCAGGAGAAAAUGGAUACUGGAUUGGUCUGAGAGCUGAAGGUGGGAAAUGGACAUGGGUGGAUGGAAGUUAUCUGACUGAUAACUCCUGGAUUCAGCAGCCUCCUUCUGAUGGCCUCUGUGUAAUUUCUGUCCAAAACGAAGGAUUUAAAUCAGUGAACUGUGACAAGAAGAAACAAUGGAUUUGUAAAAAGAGACCCUAACUGUAUGAAUUAGCACAUUUAAACUUCAAAUUACUUUUGCAAUCUAUAAAUAUAAUUGCAUAUAAGCCAAUAGCCUGCUACACUACUGUGGAGAAGGAGUGCUUGCCAAUCCGGUGGUAGAUCAACUCCCUUCGUUAUUCCCUUCUGGGCCGCCCUCUCAUCCUCUUUUCACUAGAGGUCAACUGGUUCUGGGCUGUUUUGAUAACAUGACGAAAGCAUACUAAGAGGGCCUUGUGACUGAUCAGCAGAUAUCAUGAGCUGAUAAGGGCAGGAAAUAUGUCUUUUAAACUAAUACUUUACCUUGACUGGCAUACAUGCAUUACAAUUGAUGGGUUUACUGCUGAGAGCCCACUGCAGUAAUCGUGAUAAUUCAUAUUUCAGUCUGCAAUUAGGUUAAUCUUUUAGAACAAUGCAUUUUGCCAUUGUGAUAUAAAAAAGAUUUACAAUUGUUUUAAAAUGUCAAUUAUUUCAUUACCUUCUCUAAAGCCAGCGUUGCAUAAAUUAUAAGUCAUGCCUCUGCUAGUUUCGCUUUCUGAUAGAAAUAAAGAUUAUUGUUAAAGGUUCCGUGGGCAGCAGGUAGGAAUUGGACUCAAAAAUACAGGAGUAGGGGAAAAAAGGAACAAACUGAAAAAGCAGUUUUAUUGAUGAACACAAACCAAGUACAAAAUAAUGAAGGUCAAACACAGAUACCAAAAACUGGCACUCUAUCAAGGACCCCAUCAAAGUUGGAGCAAUACAGAAUGCACACAGCAAAAGGGAAACAUG